This is a messenger RNA of Ficedula albicollis (Collared flycatcher), 5674 nucleotides long. RefSeq names its product nuclear mitotic apparatus protein 1 (gene NUMA1). NCBI's taxonomy places the organism in Eukaryota, Metazoa, Chordata, Aves, Passeriformes, Muscicapidae. Gene Ontology annotation, biological process: establishment of mitotic spindle orientation. Gene Ontology annotation, molecular function: microtubule binding. Bases 344 to 5182 code for a protein of 1612 amino acids. The transcript is spliced from 25 exons. The record is from RefSeq and is a predicted model, not a curated record. Gene Ontology annotation, cellular component: spindle pole; spindle microtubule; centrosome.
UGUGCCGGCCCCAGCGGCUCUCAGGGCCUGGGCAGGGUGACGGCAGCGAGCGCGUCCGGGCCGGACGGUUCCCCUUCCCCACGGCCAGGCGCCGGAGGUUUCUGUGCCGUGCGCCUUUAACGAGCACGGCCCCGGCGCGGUGACGUGGGAUGGCCCGGCGCCAGGAAGGGGAACCGCCGCCUGCCAGCCCCGCCGAAGAGAAGCUCAACAACUUUUCUUUUGUGCGUGGCCGCUGGUUCCCCGGCCCUCCCCGGCUUCCCAGCGCUCAUGGCGGAUUAACCCCAGCGCGCCGACCACGGCCGCGCGGCCCCGGUCUGGGCAGGGACCUGACAGGCUGGCCACCAUGUCUCUUCACAGCGCAAGAGUUGCUGCUCUGCUUGCUUGGGUGAACAGCACAAAGGUUUGUCCUGAUCCCCUCAAUGAUCUGUCCCAGCUCCAAGACUGUAGUGUCUUCAUCAGAAUUAUCCACAAAAUACACGGGAGCAAGGAGGGGGAGUCUGUGCUGGAGCAGCCACUGCCUGAGAGGAUCUCCUUCAUCCAUGGUUUCCUGCAGAAGCACUGCAGGCACAAAUUGGCUGCAGAGAGCCUGGUCUCUGCACAGAAACUCCUGGAUGGAGAGGAGCUGGCACUGGCCAAGGUGGCCGUGCUGCUCCUGUACCACACCUCUAUGAGUUCCAAGAACCCUGGAGACUGGUGUGAAUUUGACUACAAGACCCAGGUUGAACUGGCAUCAAUCCUCAAAUUUGUGCUGGAUAACGAGGAGUGCCUGAAUGAGAAUCUGGAGCCAUUUCUGCAGAAGAAAGCAGAGCCAUGCUCCUCCAGUGUGUCCAGCAGCAGCACUGAGGAGCAUUCCCCACCGUUCUCUCUCCCGCACAAGCAAGAGGUGCGUUUCCUGGAGCUGCAGAGGAUCGCCUCCUUCCCCAGCACCAACCUGCCCAGCACUCCAUCUUCGCCCAUGGGGGACAUCAUGCAGACUCCCCAGUUCCAGCUGCGGCGGCUGAAGGAGCAGCUGGCUUUUGAGAGGGAGAACCGGGAAGAGCUGGAGGUGGAGGUGGCAGAGAAUAACAAGCUCGUCAUGGAGAAGGAUGCACAGAUCACCACGAUGCAGCAGCGGAUUGAUCGCUUGGUAAAGCUCAAUGAAAAGCAAGCUGAAGACCGUCUGGAGCCCAAAGAAAUUGAGGAGCUGAGGGAGAAGAACGAGAGCCUGGUGGGGCGCCUGCAUGAGGCCUUCAGGCAGUGCCAGGACCUGAAGACUGAAAAAGCCCAGAUGGACCGAAAAAUCAACCAGCUCUCUGAGGAGAAUGGGGAUCUUUCCUUCAAGCUACGGGAGAUCGCCAGUAACAUGGUCCAGCUGCAGCGAGCCCUGAACGAGCUCUCGGAGGAGCACAACAGUGCCAUGGCACAGUCGCAGGAAAAGCAACGACAGCUGGAGAAGGAGCUGCAUGCUGCCCUGCAGGAUAAGAAAUGUUCAGAAGAGAAAAUCGAGAUUCUACAGGGAAAGAUUUCUAUGCUGGAGGACCAGCUGGCCAAACUGGAGGAGUGCAGCGCCCAGGAGAAGGGAGAAGUCAUGGGUGACAUUUUGAAGCUGGAAGAGCUGAAGCAGGAGGUGUCCAGCCUCACGGCCAAAGGAGUGCGGCUGGAGGAGGAGAAGCAGCAGCUGGACAGCCUUGUCACCAACCUCCAGAACUCCCUCUCUGAGAGCCACCGGGCCCGAGAGAGGCUGAAGCGAGACCUGCAGGCACAGGCUGCUGAGGACCAGGCUAAACAGCUGGCUGCCCUCAGUGCCCAGCAUGAGCAGACCCUGCGGGAAAGGGACUCCACCCUGCAGCAGCUCCAGCAGGCCAACGCAUCCCUGAGCAGCCAGCUGCAGGCCGUGGAUGAGGAGAAGGCUGCAUUUAGCCGCAAGGUCGGCGAACUGGAAGCCCAGAUCCUGGAGCUGGGUGCCCAACGGCAGCAGGGAGUGGCAGCAGAGGCACUGAAAGCCCAGCUGCAGGAGCUGGAGGGCAGGCUAAAGGAGAGCCAGCAGAGGCUGGCUGAGAAGGAGAAGCUGGCCCGGGAGAACGGCCGCCUGCAGGAGCAGCUGCUGUUCCUGGAGGAAUCCCUGCGGAACACUGAGGGGAUAUUGGAGGAUGAGAAGAGACGGGCAGCCGAGUGCCUGGAGGGCAACCUGGCCAGGAUCGCUGAGCUGGAGGCAGAGAGACAGCAGCUGGUUCAGGAGCGGGAGGCAGCUCUGCAGCAGCGGGAUGAGGAGCUGGCCACACGCCAGGCGCUGGAGGAGAGCCGGGAGCAGCCCACGGGAGCCUCUCCUGCUGCCCGAGGGGAGGACGAGGAGUGCAGGCGGCUGAAGGAGGAAAUGCAGGCGCUGAGCCGGGAGCACAGCCGGGCCUGCCAGCAGCUGCAGGCUGAGCAGGAGAAGGUGGCUGUGCUGGAGGCCCAGGCAGAGCAGCUGGCUGGCCUCCAGGCUGACCUGGCCAGCGCUCAGUCGUGGGCAAAGGAGAAGGAGAACGAGGAGCAGAAGCUGAGGGCUGAGAUUUCCUCCCUGCAGGAGAAAAUGGCUGUGGCAGAGCAAACAGCAGCCCAGCGUGUGGCCAGGCUGGAGGCGGAUGCCCAGAGAGCUGCUGAGGCACUGGAGGGAGUCUCCCAGCAGCUCUCCCAGGAGAAGCUCAAAUCCAAGGAGCUGGAAGGCACCAUGGAUCAGCUGCGGAUUGCAGAGAAGGAGCUGGUGUCCCUCCGCUCUGCUGUGCAGGAGAAGGAGAGCUGGAAGGAACAAGUGUCCCAGUGUCUCCAGGAGAUGGAGAGGAAGAACAGCCUGAUCAGCAGCCUGGAGCACGAGGUCUCCAUCCUCCAUCGCCAGGUGACAGAGAAGGAAGGGGAGAGCAAGGAGCUGAAACGCCUGAUCCUGGCUGAGUCAGAGAAGAGCAAGAAGCUGGAGGAGAGGCUGCGGGUGCUGCAGACAGAGAUGGCCACCGCAGCCUCCCGUGCAGCUGAGAGGUGCUCACUGAUGAAGGUGGAGGUGCAGCGGUGCCAGGAGGAGAUGGAGAAGCAGCGGAUGACCAUCGAGGCCCUGAAGAGGGACCGCCACUGCCAGAGCGAGAGGGAGGACGAGCUGCGGCAGGAGGCAAAGGUCUGCCAGGACAAGUGCCUGCAGAAGGAGCAGCUCCUGGCUGCCCUGCAGCAGAAGCUCGACGGCGCUCAGGCUGAGCGUGCCUCCCUGGAAAGUCAGCACCAGCAGGAGCUGGAGCAGAGAGCAAAAGCUGUGUCUGUGCUGCAAGCCGAGCUAGCGCAGGCCAAGCUGGAGGCGGCCGCGGUGCCGUCGCUGCGGGAGCAGCUGGCAAAGCAGGAGCGGGCCAUCCAGCGGCUGCAGGCUGAGGCUGCAGAGGCGGGGGCACAGCUGGCAGGGCUGCAGCAGGCCAACGCACGGCUGGCCGAGGAGAACCAGGGGCUCAGCAGGAGCCGCAGCCAAGGGCAGCAGCAGCUGGAGGCGGAGCUGGGCCAGGCCAGGGAGCGGCACCGGCAGGAGCUAGAGCAGCUGCGGGCAGCGUCUGAGAAGCUGGUGAGCAGCAGCAGGCAGGAGGCUAAGGAGGCAGUGCAGAAGCUGGAGGACAUGAGUAAGGAGUAUGAGAGCAGAAGAGCUGCAGAGCUGGAAGAGAGGAAGAAACUCCUGGAAGAGAAGCAAAGACUGACAACUCAGGUGGAGCAGCUGGAGAUUAUCCAGAAGGACCAAACUAAGCAGGUGGAGGAGCUGAAUAAAAAGCUGACUCAGCAUGAGAAGGCCACCUGCACCCAGCAGCAGAGAAUUAAGGCACUCGAAGGGGAGCUGCAGGCAGCGGUCACCAGCCAUCAGGAGAAGGUGGCAGAGCUGCAGGCACAGGUGGAGGUUGCCAAACGACAAGUGCAGGAACUCAGCAAGUUCCAGGUGAUGACUGCCACAGCAAAGGAACAAGAGACUUCCUGCCAGAGUGUGGCUGACCAGAGCACCGAUAGUCUUGACGAGGCACAGCUGCUCAGCUCCACCAGGAAGGCUACCAGCUCUCAGUUGGACAUCUCAGCAGUGCCAUCAGACAGUGAAGAGUCACUGCUGUCUCAGCAGCUGCCCGAGAGGAAGGCAUCCAUGGAGAGUCUCUACUUUACCCCCAUCCUCCGUGAGACUCCGUCACAGCUGGAGAGCAGCGCCAGCUUCUUCCCGGGUGACUUCUCGCUCGACUCUGGGCGCAAGACGCGCUCAGCCCGGCGCCGCACCACCAUCAACAUCACCAUGACAGAUAAACAGGCAGAGUCUGAGGAACUGGUCCAUGUCAAGAACAUCCCAUUGGCUCAGUCCACAAAAACUUCUUCCCCUGCUAAGGGCCGUCUGCGCUCAGGUGCCUCCACCCGUUCCCUCACCAGCUUCCCCUCCCAGGAAACUCUUGCGAAGCUGGAAACCUCCUCCCCAGAGAAGACCCCUGGCAAUUCAGGGCUGUUGGGCCUCCCUGGCUACCGGCCGGUCACCCGCAGCUCCCUGCGCUUGCAGCGGACCAGCCUCAGUGGGCAGGGCCGGAGCACCCUGACCCUGGGCACGUGCCAGGAUGAGCCGGAGCAGCUGGAGGACUGGAACCGCAUUGCGGAGCUGCAGCGGCGGAACCAGGCCCGCCCUCCCCACCUGAAGAGCAGCUACGCCAUAGAGAGGCCCUCCACCUCCCUGGGAACCAUCACGGAUGAGGACGUGAAGAUGGGGGACCCAGAAGAGACGCUGCGCCGUGCCAGCAUGCAGCCCUCACAGAUCAUGGCCACCAGCAGCCAGUACAGCACCCAGGCCAGCAGCAUCACCACCCGGCAGCAGAGGAAGCGCCUCUCGGAGGAGACCCACCAGGGCCUGGACACGCCCCCGUCCAAGAAGCCGACCAGCUGCUUCCCACGGCCCCAGACCAGCCAGGACCGUAGUGAGCAGAGUGGCUCCCAGGUCAGUCAGGAGAGCGAGCGGCCAGCCCCAGCCACACAGGCUCAGAGGCGCCAGUCGAUGGCAUUCAACAUCCUCAACACCCCCAGGGAGCUGGGGCGGCGCCUGCUGCGCCGGGCAGUGGCCCAGAGGGGCAGUGCCACGCCCUCCACCAGCGGCGGCGCCCGCCGCUCGCCGCGCAUCGCCACCGCCAAGUCCCCCAAGGGCAAGGCCAGUCGCCAGUCACGCAAGCACAAGCCAUCCUGAGGUUUCCCCAGUCCCAGCAUUGCUGGCUCAGCCCUGGCACCCACCUGCACCCCUUCACUUCUCCCUGUCCCUCCAGGACCCAGGAGCACGGAGGGGGAACAGGUGGGGCUACCCACAUGACUGCCUUUUGCAGAUCCCACUGACAACUGUGGGGGUACCCUGGGCAUGGCAAGGCCCCCGUGCCCUUCCUGCACCCACUGUCAGCCUAAACCCUUCUGGGACCCAAGGCAAGGGGAUGUGCAGGGGUUGAGAGCUAGAAACAGGGAUGCAAGGGCAGGCAACAGGCUGCAGCUGGAGGGGCUGAGCUCUCCCCAGGGAGAUCCUGCAGCCUGUUACAGGGACAGAGGUGAAACUUAGCAUCCCUAGGCCCACCACCCCUGUUCCCUGUGUGUGGGACUCCCCCACCUGCCCUGUCCUCCUGCUCCUCCCAGGAAAGCCGAGGCAGCAUUUUUAAAUGUUUCUACUUGUAAAUAAAGUGUAUUUUUCACUUGC